AUGGAUCGAUGGCUAAAGACAGGGUCAGUUAAAAGAAAAUUAAAUGACAAAUCUGACGUGACAGUCAAGGUGCAUCGUCCUGAUGCAGGAGAUCCAGCAACUACAAGUGGUUCAGCCGCAGCGACAAGUGAUUUUGUGUGCGUUACUGAGUCCCAGGAGAGCGGUUCGCCGUCUAACCACCACCCGGCUGAAAGCUGUGAAACUCGGCUUGAUCGCGGAAAGUCCAGCGCUAAAGUGAAGAGAAAAUAUCACAGCGACUACAUAAAAUUCGGAUUUUUCUGGACUGGAGAUGAAGAGGAUCCCAAUCCACACUGUGUUUUGUGCUACGAGUCGUUGGCUAACGAGGCUAUGAAACCCGCCAAGCUCAAGCGUCAUUUUGAGAGCAAACACAAGGAUUACAUCGGGAAACCUUUAGCAUUGUUUGAGAGAAAACGUGAUGAACUUAAAAAACACAUGACGAAGGCGCCCUCACAUUUUUUUGACGGGGAAAAUGCGAAGGCUACAGAGGCAUCAUACAGGGUAUCCCUUCUCAUCGCAAAAACAGGGAAACCUCAUUCGAUAGGUGAGAAUUUAGUCAAACCAGCUGCCAAGGUUAUGGCUAAUGUAUUGUUUGGGGAGAAAGCAAGCGACGAAAUUAACAGGGUCCCCCUCUCCAAUGAUACUGUCCAGCAGCGAAUAACAGCCAUGGCCGAAAAUGUGAAAGAUCAGCUGAUCACACGUUUACGCCAAAGCCAGUUUUUCACACUGCAACUGGACGAGUCAACUGAUAUCGUGAAUGAGGCAAAUCUGCUGUGUUUUGUAAGGUACAUUUAUGAUGGCGGUGUGCAGGAUGAAUUUCUGUUUUGUCGUUCCCUGCCGACCAACACCACAGGGGAAGCCAUUUUUGACUCAGUCAACGAUUUCAUCCUGCAGAAUAAUAUCGACUGGACACGAUGUGUUGGUAUUUGCACAGAUGGUGCAACUGCAAUGACUGGGAAACACAAGGGACUGGCAGCGCGCGUACGCGCAGUUGCACCUUGCGCCACAGCAACACACUGUUGCAUUCACAGAGAACAGCUGGCUGUGAAAAUAAUGCCACCAUGCCUCAAAUCAGUACUGGACGAGUCUGUGAAAAUUGUUAAUACAAUAAAAACCAAAGCACUGAACACACGUCUUUUUAAAGCUCUGUGUGAUGAAAUGGGAAGUGAACACACAAAACUGCUUUUCCAUACUGAAGUUCGCUGGCUGUCGCGUGGGAAAGUUCUCACCCGUCUAUUUGAACUGCGCGAUGAGGUGAUGUUAUUCUUGCAUCAUACUGAUGAACUGUAUGACAGACUGCAUGAUUUCCAGUGGCUCUCAAAAUUGGCAUACCUGGCCGAUGUCUUUAGCGCUCUCAAUGCUUUGAACUUAGCGCUGCAGGGAAAAGCCGUCACCGCCUUCAAGUGGCCCAGGGGCAAGACAGAGGACGAGGAAGGUGACUCGGCCGGACGACCCGGGGGCAAGGCAGAGGACGAGGAGGGUGCCUCGGGCGGACGGCCCACGGGCAAGGCAUGGACGAGGGCUUGUGGCAAGGGAACUCCGGAAGCCGGAGACAUGGGUGGAUGCCAAGGCGAGGGAACUCCGGAGGCCGGAGACAUGGGCGGAGACAGGGGCGGAGGCAAGGGCGUAGACCAUGGCGAGGGAAUUUUGGAGGACGAGCUAGAUGACAGUGGAAUAGCUCCGGUGGGCGGCGAGACAGUUUUGGAGGACGGCCUGGAAGGUGGCGAGACAGCUCCGGAGGACAGCGAGACAGCUCCGGAGGACGGCCUGGAGGACAGCGGAAUAGCUCCGAAGGGCAGCGAGAAACUUCAGGAGGAUGGCGUGGAAGGCGACGAGAAAGCUGCUGAGAACGGCCUGGAGGACGGCCUGGAGGACGGUGAAAUAGCUCCAGGGGACGGCCUGGAAGGCAGCGAGACGCCUCUGGAGGACGGGCUGACGGGCUGUAGGACGGGCUGGAGGACGGCGAGAAAGCCUCUGGACAACGGGCUGGAGGACGGCGGGCUGGAGGACGGCGGGCUGGAGGCCGGCGGGACCGCUCCGGGGAGACGCCUCUGGAGGACGGGCUGUAGGACGGACUGGAGGACGACGAGACGCCUCUGGACGACGGGCUGUUGGAUGGGCUGGAGGACGACGAGAUGCCUCUGGACGACGGGCUGUAGGACGGGCUGGAGGACGGCGAGAAAGCCUCUUGACAAUGGGCUGGAGGACGGCGGGCUGGAGGACGGCAGGCUGGAGGACGGCGGGCUGGAGGCCGGCGGGACCGCUCCGGGGGAAAGUAAGGAGCACCUGGAGCAGGAGGCAGCAGGGCCACCGCGGCGACAGGAGCACCAGUCGGCGGGAUCCCCGACGGGACAUGAGCUGUUGUCGGCGGGACCCCCGUUGGUACUGGUAUCUGCGGGACCCCCGAAGAGGCAGGAGAUGGCUUUGGCGGGAACCCAGGUGGUACUGGCGUUGGCGGGACCCCCGAAGAGGCAGGUGCAGGGGCCGGCAGCACCACCGACGGGACAUGAACUAGAGUCGGCGGGGCAUGAGCUUGAGUCGGCGGGGGCCCCAACUGGACAGGGACAUGGAUUGGUGGGACCAGCAACGGAACAGGUGUUGGAGGGGCCACCGACUUGA
Molecule: messenger RNA, 2637 nt
Organism: Eleginops maclovinus (Patagonian blennie)
Lineage: Eukaryota; Metazoa; Chordata; Actinopteri; Perciformes; Eleginopidae
Source: RefSeq, a predicted model, not a curated record